GCCAAGUAUUGCUUGCCCGCUGAACUGACAGAUUCGAGGGGUCAAUUGGCCAUAGAUAUUAUUAAUGAAGACGACAUACUUGUUGUUGAUCCAUAAUGCCGCCGAAAAGAUUGUCUCACAGUCUGACAAAUCGUCAAAGCAGGCGUUGCUACAGCACCAAGAGCACCCCUUAAAAUCCAGGAUUGGUCAUCGUCACCUGAUCUCCACACUAUUAAAUCACCGAAGAUAUCUACCCCCAAACGUGGUUGAUCCAUAAUUAACGCUGCAGCCUGUCCCGUUCGAAGGAUUGUCCCUCAGUCUGACAAAUCGUCAAAACUGUAAGCAGGUAUUGCUACAGCACCAAGAGAACGCCUUAAAUCCAAGGUGGUAAAUGGUCACCUGAUCUUCAUACUAUAAAAUGUCCCCAGAUAUCUUGGCCAACGUGGGUUGAUCGAAUCGUGGAGCUCUCGCACUAGCCAAACCUUGAAGCUCCUCAAUCGCCUUCGACCCCUCUUCCAGCCAGGAGCAAUGUCGCCAACACUAGUCAUUUCUCCGGGCUCCUUCGCCCCGGCCGCGCUCUACACUGAAUUUGUCGCUGUUCUCAAGAAGCAUGGGAUCGAGAGCGUUGUCGUAUCGUCGCCAUCGGUGGGCCGGCACGAGGGCAAGCCACCAGCGUCCAUGAUGGACGACGCCGACGAGAUUGUCCGGGUAGUGGGUGAGCUCCUGAAUGCUGGCAAAGAGGUUGUGUUGCUGGCCCACUCGUACGGCGGAAUCCCCGCCGCGCAGUCCAUGGAGCGCCUAUCGAUCAAGCAGCGGACAGCAGCCGGAAAGAAGGACGGCGUGGCGAAAAUGAUCUAUUUGACCGCCAUUGCGUUGCCCGUGGGUGCGUCAAGUAUGGACUCGUUCAACCCAAAGGAUGCGCCGCAUUUGAUGAAAACCGAUGGGGAAUAUAUGGAAGUUGUCCCGCAGGGCGUAGUGGACACAACUUUUAGCGACUUGCCACCGGAGGAAGGAUUGGAGUGGGCUAAAAAGAUGCCUUGUCAUUCGGUUAAGAGCUUCGAGGAAAAGCUGAAGUACCCGGGCUACAACGACGUCGAGAUGCACUACAUCCUGUGCGAGCUCGACGCGCUGAUCCCGCCGGUCGCCCAGGAGACCAUGGUGUCAAUGAUCAAGGAGAGUUCGGGCAAGGAAGUCAAGGUGCACAGGCUACCCGCUGGUCAUGUGCCGACCGUCAGCGCGCCCGAGAAGUUGGCUGAGUUGUUGAAGACGAUAGUCUAGUCAGAGGCAUAGAUUUGUUGAUAUCAAACCGUUGCUGUUUUUUUUUUUUUUUUUUUUUUUUUUUUUUUGUACUACUCUUUUUUUUUUUUUUUUUUUU
Pyricularia grisea is the source of this 1354-nucleotide messenger RNA. RefSeq lists its product as uncharacterized. The record is from RefSeq and is a predicted model, not a curated record. The transcript has 2 exons. Bases 508 to 1257 code for a protein of 249 amino acids. Lineage: Eukaryota; Fungi; Ascomycota; Sordariomycetes; Magnaporthales; Pyriculariaceae.